GCCAUUUAAUUUCAGGUGUUCACACUAAGCAGUCAUGUACCGACGAACAGUUUUGUUCCUAUGCUGCUCAAUGGCUUUUCAUACUGAAUUCUGUUUCUGUAAUGCGGAGGAUGAUUGGGAGUUGUAUGACGAAAUUCCAGAAGGCAAAAAUAAGGAAGACUUUCAAGAUGUGUAUGAGUUUAUGUACGAAAAGAAAUGGGAUUUUUGUGAAAAAAACUGUCUUGCAGAAAUAAGUAUGGCGCGCAAGUACAUUAAAAAGCCUCCUGCUGACAAAGACAAAAAAAAGUUCUGUGACCAGAAAACGGUCGAGGAUGGAAGACGUAAAAUAUGGCGCUUCAGAUGCCGAAGAAGGGAAGAAUUUUUGAAUAACGAGAACUGGAUAUCGCAGACAGUGGCUGAUUACCUAUGGGAUACUAAUUUGCAGAUAGAGGAGUACGCAGGUGUUUUUUGCGUUAUCAAAUAUCUGCGGAAGAGGUAUCCCGCAGGUGUUCCAACUCCAAAAGCUCGCUUUGAUCCAAGCAAGUUUAGAAAGCUCUUCAAGGAGUCAGCCGAGUGAAGCUAACGAGAAACAAAUAAUCUCUAUCCAUCUCUUCACUUACUUUCGUCAAAUUUGAUCAUUUUUGUGUUUGAACAUGUUACGAGACUUGACUGUGAAAUUUAGCUUGUAAGAUCAGGAUAAACUCGUAU
This is a messenger RNA of Cylicocyclus nassatus, 687 nucleotides long. The record is from the annotation of a GenBank genome assembly. NCBI's taxonomy places the organism in Eukaryota, Metazoa, Nematoda, Chromadorea, Rhabditida, Strongylidae.